Molecule: messenger RNA, 6314 nt
Organism: Anguilla rostrata (American eel)
Lineage: Eukaryota; Metazoa; Chordata; Actinopteri; Anguilliformes; Anguillidae
Gene: b4galt3
Product: UDP-Gal:betaGlcNAc beta 1,4- galactosyltransferase, polypeptide 3
Exons: 7
Coding region: 1285-2499 (404 amino acids)
Biological process (GO): carbohydrate metabolic process; galactosylceramide biosynthetic process
Cellular component (GO): Golgi apparatus
Molecular function (GO): galactosyltransferase activity
Source: RefSeq, a predicted model, not a curated record
AAUUAAUUUAACCCAGAGAACCUUAAACGUUGGAAAUUUUUGACUGUGAUCCUCUUUUAAGGGCCAAAUAGUAGCGUUACAACUCAUCUGCGUAGUUUGGCGUUGUGUUGCGCUUUAGCCUUCUAUUGAUUUCUUACUAUCGUCUAAAUUAAAAACUACAGUGUUUGACAUCAGUCGACGUUGCACUUGCGUUACAGUGAUCCCGUUCGUCGGUGGCACCUCCAGGCUGUUCUGUGGAGCUACCACAUAUAACCUAUUUCGGUAGUCGCCAUAAUUUAUUCAAAACCUGGUACUGGAACAUGAGCCAGGGGGAAGGGCCUGUUCUGGAGGAGAGCUGCCUGUUGGGAGAAAGGCUUUGACACUGCCCAGACCAGGCUGAAUCAGGACAGAGGUAUCACCACACCAGCAGAGGGGCAUACCUCCAUUUUGCAAAGAUGGCGCAAUCCUCUGUUAAGAUGGCUUGCAUAGCCAACUGCAUCAGCGUGUAGCAUGUAGCAAUGCAGGUGGCGCAGUGGUGACUGUACGAGUACACUAUUGGGUAGGACAUGUUUUAAAAUCUUGCAUCAGUAGGAUAUUGGAGAUUUCACAGUAUCACACAAUUGCACCUCCCUGAUAAUUAAGUAGACACUUUUUGCCUUUGCUAUGUUGACAGAACACAGGAAAUCUCUCUGGCAUGUCAUGAAUUGCGAUUUCAUACAUCUAUUGAGCAAAAAUGUAAUUGAGCAAAAGUGUAGCUUUUCUCUAAGCUUAAUGCAGAUGAACAGCAUCUGGUGUGUUAGAUUUUCUCAAUGACAGUGUUUCCUGAAUCUGCCUGUCAGCAUCUAACCUCUUUCUUAUUUCACAUCUCUUUCAGAGUAAAUCCCAUCCGCCGAUAAUAGAGCCUCUCUGUCUUGCUCUCAUAUCUUGAGAUGUGUUUUGUCAGAUUGUUGAACUGACUUCCCCUAAUCUUUUCCUGUCCACACUCCCCCUCUUCCACUCUUGCCUCCCUCUCCUACUUCCCACGGUUCAUUUCUUUUAUUUUGGACUCCCACCUCCUUUCCCUGUUAGGAAAGCUACCGCUUGGAGUUUUCACCUCCCGUCUCCCAACUAUCUUUUCCCUGAGCACAUCUUCUCCUCCUUCUUUCCUUGUGGACCUCCUUGAUUGUCUGGUUUCGUCUGCGCUGCCGUUAGCCGGAUACUAUCUCUACACUCCCCGCGCAAAUCUUGCUGUUCCUCACUGAGCCGAGCCUUAGUCAUUGUGUCCCACGUACGCCCUCACGCCUUAGACCGCCCCUCUUCUGCGCCAUGGCGUGUUUUGGCCGGCCGCUGGACUCCCCCUGCACCCUGGCCCUGCUGGUGGGGUUCCAGUUCGCCUUCGUGGUUUACUUUUCCCUCGGAGGGUUCCGGGGCCUGGUCUCGGUGCUGGUUCACUCCGCCGACUCCGAGUUUGACUAUGCGCACCCCCACGACGUCUACACCAACCUCAGCCACCUGGGGGCGCUGCUGACCUCCCACACUGGAGCCCCCGGGAAGGGUGAGCAGCUGAGGGACUGCCACUCCCCUUCUCCUCUUCUAGUUGGCCCGGUGUCUGUGCGCCUGUCCUCUCCCCUCACCCUGGAAGAGAUUCGGGAAAAGAACCCCCUGGUGACCCUAGGGGGCCGGUACCGCCCCCCUGACUGUGAGCCCCACCACCAUACCGCCAUUGUGGUGCCUUACCGCAAUAGGCAGGCACAUCUGCGCUCUCUGCUGUACCACCUCCACCCCUUCCUGCAGAGGCAACAGCUGCAUUACAGCAUCUACAUCGUACACCAGAUGGGAAACUCAACCUUUAACCGCGCAAAGCUGCUGAACGUGGGAGUGAGGGAGGCGCUACGGGACGAAGACUGGAGCUGCCUGUUUCUCCACGAUGUGGACCUCCUCCCGGAGAACGACCACAACAGCUACACCUGCCACCCUAAGUAUCCCACGCACCUGUCUGUGGCCAUGGACAAGUUUCAUUACAGGUUGCCGUACUCCCAGUAUUUUGGAGGGGUGUCAGCAGUGACCCCUGAUCAGUAUCUCAGGAUGAACGGCUUCCCAAAUCAAUACUGGGGCUGGGGCGGGGAGGACGAUGACAUCGCGGCCAGGGUGCGUCUGUCUGGGAUGAAGAUCGUUCGUCCCUCAGUGUCUGUGGGCCACUACAAAAUGAUCAAGCACAAGGGCGACAGGGGCAACGAGCAGAAUCCACGCAGGUUUGACCUGCUGAAGCGGACCAGAAUAAACUGGCGCUCCGACGGUCUCAACUCCCUCACCUACGAACUGCUGUCCAAGCAGCUGGAGCCUCUGUACACCAACCUGUCUGUCAACAUUGGGGAGGACCCUCAGCAUCCACUGAAGAAGGUUCCGCCACCGAGAAAAAUAACGCCUCCUCCAACCAAACUGACAAAAAAGGCUGUGCCCACAACCAGCGCUCCAAAAACGGAUCGUGUCCAUGAGGGAUGGGCCAAUAAGACCUCUAGGCAAAGGGGAGUGGUAAAAUAGAGGCUGGGGCUGAGAAUAUGAAGAUGGUGUUAUGCUGUGAAAUCUCCAGCUCGGUCUCCUGACUAUAACUUUGCAGUUAUCUUGUGUGUUUAACUCAUGAAGACUUGGUCUUUGCAAAAAGGUAUUGAACAAAAAAAAGUUUUAUUUAUUUAUUUUUUUUCUUUAUUUUUGUCAAGCCUCUUUUUUCACCUAUUUGUACACAUGAAAGGAAGGAUGUUGGAAUGAACUACUCCAAGUGGUAGUUACAACACCAACCAAAUAGCCGCAAGGUGACUUCCUCCCAGGGAAAUGGGUGGAAAUGAACAAGUCAACGUUAAAACAGUUCAAAUGGCUGUUGUGGUGCUGGAAUGUGAGGUGAAGAGUACUUGGUUUACUGUUUUUAUCUUGUUUUUGUUUUUUUUUGUCCGGUGGUUCUUGUAUUUGACCUUUACCCUGCAGAGAGCGAUUCAUUGUUAUCCAGAGAUCUUUGCACCAUAUGGGAACAGACACUCUUUCACCGGUACAAGUCUUCUGUUUUCCAACAAAGCUGCUGCCAAAUUCUGCUGUUUACCUCCAAAAUGUGGGUUUGUGUUUCUGUGCCUUUUCUCUUGUAGAUGUACAAUUUAUAUUUGUGUGCAUCAGUUUGUUAGUUCUUUAUAAAUUAUUUCUCAGAUAUGUACUGAUAUUGAUAUAUUUUUUUUGCUGUUUUCUUGCAAAAUAUUCCCGAAGCAUACAAUGUUUGGUGUUUCAGUGGAUUGUGAUUUUAUUUUAGGUAGAGACAAUCAGAAUAUUUCAAGAAUUAGAUGAUAAAGCAAGCAAAGUGAUUUUAAAAAUGUAGAACUAAUAAAUAUCCUUGUACAAAUCAAGUUUUAGAAUACAUGAUUAUUGUAAUGCUGGAAUGCAUUAAUUUCAUAUAGGUUUUCUGAUUAGUUGUGUGCAUAACUGAAGAAAUUUAGUGGUUGCUUUUAAUAUAUUGAUUUGAGAGCAGUUUGUUUAUGAUAUGCUAUACAUGCCCAGUUUUCUGAGUUAUUCUCACCAGUAACAGAACCCUGAUCCCUUGCUAUUGAAUGGAUUCCUUUAUAAAUCAACCUUAUUGAAGUUCCACAUUAUCAGAGACCAAAUUAUGUUUAUGAUAAAAAUGAAGAAAGGGAGCCACAAUCUUAUCAACUUUGCAUUGUUGAGGGGCAUAUGACCACAAUGCUAUACUGUGAUGUUAAAUGAAUCUGUGAAGGCUCUAAUAACUGGACAAGUUUGAACUUGACAGUUUUAUUUUUAGUCAUUAUCUGUUUGAAGUACUGUACUUUUUAUGCAUAUCCAUUUUAGAAAUAUUACUUUUUUUGCUUUGAGUUGCACAAGGCUUGCUGUUGUGGUUUCCAAUACAACUGUAUAAUGUAUCUGAUGAAAUUAUGGUUGUUUUAAGGAUGUUUUUUGUAAAGACAAGUCAUUUCAACAAAAAAAAAACUGCUCAAUCUUUAUGUGCCUCUUAUGUAACAGGAUUGUUGUAGAGUGACGUUUAACUCUAAAAUGGGUUGAGCUAUCAUGGGGUGUCAAUGAAAUUUGCUAUUUCUUGGGAGUUUUUACUACAGACAGCAAAUGCGUUACGAUUGGUACUUUUUUUUGGUACUUCUGAGUUAGUGGCCCAUGGCACAUGGAAGCUCCACCCAUUUUGGGUUUAAUUAAAUAACUCUGCUAUCACCAGUGUUCAGUUCAAGAUGAGCAUUGCCCAGUUUAGAUUUUAAACUUUAUUGUACAAAAUGGGUUCUGUCUUACUAUUCUUGUUGGAAAUAUGUGUGUUUACUUUGCUUUUAUCUUUUAAAUGCCUUCUUAUUUACUGUGUAAACACUAGACAGUGUUGAGAUAAUCAUAUGAAAUCUACUAAGUAUGCGAUGAGUUGUGGUAUCAUUUUUGUUUUUUGAUGCUGUGUUUGAUUUUAGAUUUUGUGGCUUUGGUUUGAGGUAGGGUGUAAGUUCUAUAGAAUAACAAAUUAAGCUAAGAAAAUAAUGCUGACCAUGUGGAUUGUUUUAAUAAAUUCAAGACAGAAAUUUGGCCUUAACCUCUCAAUGAUCGUUUUAGUCAUCAACAACCUCCUUGAUGAUUCCUCAUGUAUUAUUGCUGCAUAUGUAGAUAUUGUCAGGCCAAAUUAAAAUUAUUUUAAAUGAUGAAGCUUUUUGCUGUGCUGUUUCAUGUAGGGCCUCAUUCUGAUAUUUUUGAGCAAUUGAAGGAACAGAUUAGUCACUUGAAUAGUUUUAUUAAGAUGAAUCCAUGGUACACCAUUUAUUGUGGUACGUAGAUAUAAACCACAAUAUUCAAAAAGUUUAACAGGGUACAAUAAAUAAUGCUUAACCACAGUGGGAAUAAUACAAGUAGCUACUGUGAAUGAUUUGAAAAGGCUAAUGAAUUAAAAUAAAUGAUUAGACAUUUCAUGCAUAAUUUUUAAUCGCUGAGUAUUUAAAUGACUUCAUGGACAAAAUUAAUUUUACCAUACUGCUUUUAAAUGUAGGUACCUGUACCUUCAGUCAGGAAAAAAAUGCAGGUGAAUUUGAGAGGCUUUCUUUUUUCAUACGGUGUUAAUGGUUCAAAUUCUUACCUUUUAGCAAGCCAGAGUUAGAUUCAUUGAUUCUAUAAAAUUAUGUAGUUUUUGGAAAUUGAAAUAACCUACCUUCUCCUAUUCAUUUCAGGCUGAUUUUGUCCUUAGGGAAUGUGUCUUGAUCUGUAAAUACUUACAUGAAAUGAAUACGCACUGUUAACUGUAUGUGUAAUAUCACUGUGUAAACAUUACUGUAUGCAUGUACAUACAUUUUAUAUAUAUUAAAUGUAUGUACAAGCACCAUAUGCUAUAUAUAAGCUAUAUAUAUAUAUGUAUAUAUAUAUAUAUAUAUAUAUAUAUAUAUAUAGCUAGCAUAUGGUGUUAUCGCAGGCAUAUAUACAUGUAUAUCUUUAUACGUUAUAAUACAUUGGGCAGGGGUGGGGGGGUGGAGGGCAUUCAAUCUAACCAGUAUGGCAUUUGACAAGCUUUGAGUAUUAAGUUCAAGCAAGUAUUUUCCAACUUUUUAAAAUCCUAAGUAGCACUGCAACUUUGUCAGGCAACAAACUUGACACAGAAAAGAAAUUAUAAUUUAAUUUGAAAAAAAUGUAUUUAAUACCAUAUCAAAUUUAUUUGUGGACAGUGUCAUCUAUGUUGAAAUGAGUGCCCCUUUUUGCCCUUCAACUUUACGAACAUCAAUAUUUUGGUCAGGGUUUGUGUGUGGUCCAUCAAAUAAAUGUCUGGUCCCUAGGAUGCCUUAAUGUUAAUAGAGAUGUAUAUUUAUAUUUUAGAUUCAACCCUGUUAAGUAUAGAGUAUGCUGUUUUGCAAAUUAAACUACUGAAAAACAAAAGGUGAGUAAUGUAUCAUUUAGUUACCUUGAAGUGGGAGAUUCAAGAGAGACCAGGCAUCCUCUGAAAUUCUAUGUAGUAUAAAUGAAGAACAAGUAAACUAAUGGAAAGUAAACAAAUGCUUGCAAGAAGACAAGCAAUCAUUUCAGUUGAUUAAAACAUCUAUUAACGGGUGAGUUUCAUGAACCAAAAGUGUUAUGUGAAAGGGAGAGACAAAAGCAUUACACCCAUUAGAACAGUGAGCUGUCAGUUUUGAUUUUGAUAUUGGAGAUGUAUACAGAUUAGAAGAUUACAGGUCAUUGUGCAUUGUAAAGUAAUUUUGUGGUCAGACGAAGUGUACUUUACAUGUGUAUUGUCAUAAGGCAUAUUCAGUUUUACACAAGGAUGUGCAAGCCUCAGAGUAUUCUGCUUCAGAGUCUUAUUUUAUUGUAAAGCAUACAAAUAAAAAGUAUUUUAAAAGGUC